Cuscuta epithymum is the source of this 1630-nucleotide messenger RNA. The record is from the annotation of a GenBank genome assembly. Lineage: Eukaryota; Viridiplantae; Streptophyta; Magnoliopsida; Solanales; Convolvulaceae.
AUUUGCCAGCUCACGAUAAGAAGUGCAUUAAACACAACACAUAUGAUAUUUAUUCUGCCACUCCCCCUCCCCCCACUUACUCCCCUAUUCCAUUUUUUUGCUACAAUUUUUCCCGCCCACUCCCUCCUUCAGUAUUCCGUUUUACUAUAUUAAUAUAUAGAUAAGCUUGACAUAUCAGAGAAAAUUCGAGAACAAGUACCUCUAAUUUAUUACCUCUAUGUUUACUUCUUUCAUUUUCAGAUUUAAGUAGCAGUGAGUUAUACAAAAUCAUCUUUUUGCCUUUUAUUAAUGGUUUAUGUUUCACAUGCCUUGUUUUCAGAUAGAACUUGUGCAUGCUUACUUCAAAAGAGCGAUAUCAGAAAAGGACUCGCGAGAUUUACAGCUGGCAAUUGAUUUAUCCAUGGCACAAAGAGAAAAGGAUGCUGAACCGAUAAUCUUUAAAAGACUAUCAGAAAUGUUGCAUCUCAGGACCAUAAAUGAUCUUAAAAGGGAAUCACUUGUCAUACUUGAUAUGGUCAUCUCUUCAGACGGUAUUCCAGAGGAGUGCUUUGAGCUGUUUGAGGCAGUGUCAUAUAUUUGGAGGAAAAUAAAGGACUGUGUUGUGAAUGAUAAUCCUGAAGAAGAUGAUGAUGCCAAUGAGAGUGAAAAGACUUUGAUUAAGCACAGAGUCCCAAUCAUACCAGAUGAUUUUCGAUGUCCGAUAUCACUUGAGUUGAUGAAUGAUCCGGUUAUUUUAUCUACUGGUCAGACAUAUGAAAGGUCAUGCAUCCAGAAGUGGUUGGAUGCGGGGCACAAAAUCUGCCCAAUGACCCAACAAACCUUAUUGCACACGGCAUUGACUCCCAACUAUGUUUUGAAGAGUCUAAUUGCAAUGUGGUGUGAGAGCAAUGUCUUUGAGCUUCCCAAAAAUUAUCAAGGGAAGUGCUCCGAACUUCAUAUUGCAUCAACUGGGAAGUGCUCCUCAUCCUCCUACAGCACCCCAAAAAAUGACACCUUCCAAACCCAAGUCUUGGAAGGGCAACGACAGAUAUUGGCGGGUAUAAACACCCUAAAUAUCAAAUUCCAGUCAUUAGAUAGACGAUUCACUAGAUCGGAUGAGACAUUGAACCGCAUAGAGGAGGCACAAAGACAGGCUGCUGAGGAUCAGAUACGGGCGUUUUGCCCCAUGUAUGCUUACUUUGACCUACAUGCUCCUUGCCUGCUCCAGUACAACACCCAUCUUGAUAUGACCCCUCUUAUUGGAGUAAUUUUGGUAGACCGAGCAGUGGCAGAGGAGGAUAUGUCGGCGAUGGAAGAGGAGGUCAUAAUGGUGAUAACGACAAUGAGCACUAGGGACAGUGCUUCGAUCAAGCGGGGAAAGAUCACUCUCGGAACUCGUUUCACUUAGGAGCACUUGAGAUUCAAACAAACGUGGUGAAGAUCAUGCAGACCCCUUCUCUGCAAAUUGGGGAUAAAAUGUAAAAUUGAACUGUUUGUUUUAAUGAACUUAUUCCUUUUCUGUGGAUUGUGAAGUACUCCAGUGUUGAUUUUUACUAGAGUAUGAGUAAGAAACUAAGUGUGGAGGACUUUGAUAGUGUGGAUUUCUCAUUGUUUAUGUUUUUACUUUUAUGUUGCUUUUAUCGUGUGUAGG